This is a messenger RNA of Tigriopus californicus, 2198 nucleotides long. RefSeq lists its product as uncharacterized. The transcript has a single exon. The coding region runs from base 526 to 1908 and encodes 460 amino acids. Gene Ontology annotation, molecular function: sodium channel regulator activity. Gene Ontology annotation, biological process: regulation of sodium ion transport. The record is from RefSeq and is a predicted model, not a curated record. NCBI's taxonomy places the organism in Eukaryota, Metazoa, Arthropoda, Copepoda, Harpacticoida, Harpacticidae.
UUUCUGAUCAGUAGCCUGGAUAAGAACAUGGCCUUGAAAUAUCUUUGCAAUCACUUAAUUUGAUUCAUGAACCAACGGUAUAGCUUCUGAAACCAAAGCCACUUGGACAUCUCGCCCUUGUACCAUCCAUCUUUCGUUUCCUGAGCCUUUACGAGACAUUUGAGGACACCAACCCUUCACAUCUAAGAAAGAAAUGACGUGAUAUAGAUCUCGUUAGCAUGCAUGGCCUAUAACGCUUCAACUCCACUAUCAAAACACGGUUCCUAUGGCAAUCCAUUUUGAAGGUUAGUCAGUUAGUUGCAUGCCUACUUCCUAGCGUUCCACGUUAUACCAGCUCAUACCAAGAGUGUUCCACACCAUCGUAGCGGCUUGUGUUCCGUCUUGCCCGGGCUGAGUCGCUUUCCAUAACACGGCCACAGCUGACGAUGGUAUCGAUCGAUGAUAGCCUUUGCUUUGGCCAGGGCUAAAAGAGUUCUCCAUCGAAGUGUCCAUUAGUAGCGCUCUUCAAUCCAAGAAACUGACAUCAUGAUCUCAGAAGAAAAUGACGAGAACAAAACUCCUGUAGAGUUCCAUUACAUGAACCGGAAGGAAAGGGCAGCAUGUGGAACUCUGUGUAUUUGCCUUGCCCUUUCGGUCAUGAGCGCUGUGGCCUUGAUUUACCUCUCUGUGAUCAUUUACUUACCCGCCCAUCGAGAAAUGGAAUCAGGCUUUGGAGAAGUCAGCGUGAUGUGCACCACCAUUGAACGACGCGAGGUGGAGGGUGACAUUGAGGCGUGUCGUUGGACCUCGUGUAGCGAGUGGUGCCUCUCCAAAGGCGGGGCGGAUUGCACCCAUCUCUUUGUUAGCGUACGCUCCAAUGGGACGGAUGUCUUACUUCAGGGUUGCCAGGAGAAAUUUGACAAAUAUUGCGCCAGUCUGGAUAUCAACACCAUUGAGAAGCGGAACUGCAAAAAGGAUCACAAAUGCACGAGGCUAGACAAGAUGUUCCGAUGCGAAGAUGGAUUGUGUUGGAACAUAACCGAUGUUUAUUCAUGUACCUACAGAGAGGAAGAUGCCGAACCCCCAGUAAAUUGUGAGAGAAAACGGGAAUGUGUUGAGCUCUCCGGAAUGUACGACUGCAACGUGGGAGUUUGUCGAAGGAUCCAAAAUUGGACAUGUGAGCGUAGAUGCAUCGAUAUCCCUAUACAAGAUAAAAACGUCGUAUUUCGAGCUGGAGAUCACAUUGUCACGGCUCAUUGUGAACGGGCUUUGGAUGCGGGCACAAAAGAGCUUGUUUGGGAUUCCAAUUCAUACUCUGAGGAACUGCUACUCAUAGCCUCAUGUACAGCCAUGGAGCCGAGGAUAGAUGGGGAUUCAAUCAAGGCUUGGGAUUGCAUAAAUGGCACUAUCUUACCUAAGGCCCUUCUUGGGCCAAUGACAAACUAUACCGUUUUAACAUCCGAGUACCUAAAGUUGGGAUACUACAAUAAAUUGGACCGGAAUGGGGUAUUCCUACCCUUUGAGGAGGAUAUCAUGAUUCAUAAUCGAACUCGGCUCAAGAUCAAUUUUGAAGGUUGCGUGAAUACUCUAAAAGACGAAUGCAAGAGCUUCUAUCAAGAUUACGCCAAAGAUGGUCGAAACGAUACCUCUCCGUCUCGAUUUUCCUGCUAUUACGCUCCACACAAUUCCGAGUUCGUGGUCAAGCAAUUCGACUUGUCACGCACCAGAAACAUAUUCCUUCUUCUCUUCGUCAUCCCUUCAACACUCUUGGUAUUAUCAUGUGGCUCCUUACUGAUAUGUUCCCGAAUAUUGAUUAUCGACAAUGCGGGCCAUAUGACUUUCCGGUGUUGUUCAAAAUCCCCUGAGGACUUACAAUACGAAAUCAAAUCGAAUGACUUCUCGGAUCAAGACGAACCUCAAGAUUUAUGAACAUGCAUGCAAACAGGCAUCAAUUUCCUUGCCUCGAUAAAUUUGAUAUAACCCACUACAAAAAAACAAGUAGAAACAGGCAAAUAUACAAGCGAAUGAUGACAGUUUUUUUAACACAACGGCAAGCCCAUUUUCGAUGUUUAACGAAGCAAAAUGUGCCAGAGUAAAUUGAAAACACGCUCGAGGGCCAUUUUCAAUGUCCCAAGAGUCUUCUAUAUCAAAGGUACGAUCUGCCUUGAAUACUUCCAAUUCGUUCAGUAUUUGGGCUUUGUUAGCACGACAAAAUGUUU